UGAACCACGGAGAGAGCACACGAUGAGGACUCAACCAAAUAUCAUUGUGACUGGCACGCCAGGAGUUGGCAAGACGACUCACUGCGAGACUCUCGCCCAAAACACAGGCCUGAGACACCUUUCCAUCAACGAUAUUGUCAAGGAGCGCGGCUGUCACGAUGGCUACGAUGAGGAUUUCAAGAGCUGGAUCGUGGACGAAGACAAGCUACUUGAUUCAAUAGAGGAUGAGGUGAAGCAAGGGGGUUAUAUCAUCGAUUGGCACGCGUGCGACUUGUUCCCGAGAAGCUGGAUUGAUCUCGUUGUAGUCCUGCGGGUGGACUCGACGCUUUUGUAUGAUCGGUUGAAGGCAAGAGACUACCCGGAAGCAAAGCUGCAAGAGAAUCUUGACUCGGAGAUCAUGGAGGUUCUUCUACAAGAGGCGAGGGAUUCUUACGAUGAGGAGAUUAUCGUCGAACUUACGAGCAAUACCUCGGAUGAGAUGGAGAGCAAUAUUGAGAGGAUUGAGAUGUGGAUUGGCCAGUGGAAGAAGAACAACGUUGAGGGUGCUCAAUAAGUUGUUUACGGACUAUUCAUUGUCUAUGGAAUCUCAAGGCUCUUGCAGCCAGGUCUUGAGUUUCUCUAAGGCCAGGAAGCGAUGGGAGAUCUUGUUCUUCUCUACUUUGUCCAUCUCGGCAUACCUAGAGUGGUCAGUAAACGGGCGCGGGGGAGGUUUCCGAAACUCACGUCUUGCCCUCAUACUCGAAUAUCGGAUCCCAUCCUGGGGAAAAUCAGCAAGUGGAAAGCACUACAAGCUUUGGGGCCCUACCAAAAUUUGCUGGGCCUCUUGCUGGUACAAUCUGGCCCUUGGAUAUGUCAGAUGAGCAGGCCAAAAACGGUUCAGAAAACUCACGUCUGUUCUGCCUUGGAAGAUGAUUGGCUCGUGACCAGGGCCUUCACAGUAUGCAAAUGUGCAGAUGGCUUGGGCAGACUUGUCUGGAAAUCCGGCAAGGAGAUCGUUGAGGCCCUUAAGGCCAAGUGCUUCUAAAAACCAUUUG
This is a messenger RNA of Hyaloscypha bicolor E, 1034 nucleotides long. RefSeq names its product P-loop containing nucleoside triphosphate hydrolase protein. Gene Ontology annotation, cellular component: nucleus; cytoplasm. Gene Ontology annotation, molecular function: AMP kinase activity; ATP binding; ATP hydrolysis activity. The coding region runs from base 23 to 553 and encodes 176 amino acids. NCBI's taxonomy places the organism in Eukaryota, Fungi, Ascomycota, Leotiomycetes, Helotiales, Hyaloscyphaceae. The record is from RefSeq and is a predicted model, not a curated record. The transcript has 3 exons.